AUGGUUGGAGGCUUCGGGCAGCCGAAGUCCUUUCAUGUCUUUCUCCAGCGGCCCGUUCACCGUGACUACCUCAAGGGCGGAAGCGAAGUCGUGGAGAAGCUCCGCGGUGUCGCUGUUAUUGUGAGCAUUCUCAGCGGACCUGGCGACGGCGCGCGCCAAGAAGUCCUUGAGGCGGCAACACAAGCAGGCGUAAAGAGAUUCUAUCCCUCUACAAACGGGUUCACCCAGCUCUACAGAGCUCCGGGAAAGCCCGGCGCAUAUACACGCCCUUUGGAACUACAAGGAGAGCUUCGCCAUGCACAUCAGGCUUCAGCCCGCUGUCUCGCCGGCGAAAGAGAAUACACGUUCAUAGGCGCAGGAAAUAUCGUAGACAUGAAGUGUAACGGAACCAUAACGGAACCAUGCUGGUGCCCAUGGACGCAAGACCGCGCUUCCUACGAAGUCUCGGUGAUCGGCACCGGUGACGCCCCGAUGGACUGGUCCUACAGGAAAGACCUCGCACGCUACACCGUCGCAAGCCUCGCGAAACCUGGCCUGUCCAAGAACACGCAGCUCAACGUCCCGAGCGAUACGCUCUCGCAGAACGACAUGGUCGAGCUCUUCCGCAAGUAUGCCGGCGCAAAGGGCCGCACGGUCGCCGUGCGCAAGCUCUGGAUGGACGACGGGCACCGGUUCAUCGCGAACGAGGCGGAGGCCCCGGCUGAGAUCGCCGCGAACUCGGGAAUCCCAGUCGACUUCAUCGGAAGACCGCCCCCCCUGUCCGUCCAAGAGGCCUUCUUUAAGAAGGAGCGUCACUGGCAUUUGUUUCCUGAGGUGAAGAAGACUACGUUCGAAGACUAUCUGAAAGAGAGGUCUGGAGAGCUGGACUAG
Rhodofomes roseus is the source of this 870-nucleotide messenger RNA. RefSeq lists its product as uncharacterized. The record is from RefSeq and is a predicted model, not a curated record. The transcript has 6 exons. Lineage: Eukaryota; Fungi; Basidiomycota; Agaricomycetes; Polyporales; Fomitopsidaceae. Bases 1 to 870 code for a protein of 289 amino acids.